Messenger RNA from Chelonoidis abingdonii (Abingdon island giant tortoise), 6449 nucleotides. It is a transcript of the gene NWD1, whose product is annotated as NACHT and WD repeat domain containing 1. Gene Ontology annotation, molecular function: protein binding. Lineage: Eukaryota; Metazoa; Chordata; Testudines; Testudinidae. The record is from RefSeq and is a predicted model, not a curated record.
UUUUUUUUAUAUUGUCAUGGUGCUAAAGGGUUCAAUCAUGUUAACAGCAUCCAGCUCCCAUUCACUAAGCAAUCCUCACCUUUUAUGAUCACAAACUCAAACUUUGGAGUGGGGGGGAAAUGGAACCAAACACCUUUUGCAUCUGAAAACUACCAGUUUCCUUCAGCAGCAAUUACAACUUUCCAGGCUCAUAAAAAUUUGGGAGCCUCUAGUGGGUGAUGCUGCCACAGACUGAGAACUUCUAGUUGGUAGUUGUUGGAAAUAUGAUACAUUUGCUUGGAGUGAAGGAGUCUGUUUGCUGCUAACUCCAGCUGGUGAGAGUUUAUCGGCAGGGCAUUUUCCUCCUCACUGUACUCCAUGUACUGUUGAAAUGUGCAAUUGGGAGUAACCCUGUGCAAGGCCAGUUCUCUCACAGUCUGACAAGUAUGUGAACAAGCAGAUUGCAUUCUGUACAGUAUAAUCCAAACUGUAAGAGUCAUCUUAUGACACUGGAGUCCAGCUGUCAUAUCACUUGACAAAAUAAAAUAAUUUUUUUUUUCCUGGUCAUUGACGACACUGCAUGGUCAGUUAGUUCUUGUAUAAUAUUAAAAUUUUCUUGUCAGCUUCCCCUGUGUGCUGCGUCUGUCCUCCCUGUAGUUUACUUGGAGCCACAUCACAGGCUUCAGAGGUCACUGCACAGGUAUAAAUAUUGACUGGGAAUAUUUUUAAUUGAGGCAUUUUAGCAGGUCACUCUUUUACACAUUGACUAAAGACUAGUGCAGACCCAUGUCAAAACCUGCUCUGAGCAGGUGGAAAGAAUGCCAGUUCCCCGUCCGGAUUCAUGCUAAUACUGUUGCUAGCAAUGGUACCGCUGCCCACUGCUGGAAUAUGACUACAAGAAUUUCUAGCAUAAACAAGGUCCUUGAGCGAAAGGCCUCAAGUGUACAUCCCUGACUAGGAGCACACUAGAGUCUGGCACUUUUAGAGCACCCCGGGGAUUCGCCUAAGUGACAAACACUGGUUGCUAUAGAGCUGGAUGCCCUCCUGGGAUGCAGCCAAGCCCCUGUGUUGCAAGGAGACAGAGUUUCACAGCUAUCAGUACAGACUCAGAGCUCUAGGUUUUCCUAUUUUUUCCAUUUGAACAGCUGAGGAUUUUACUGGGUCCUGUUUAAAUGUGAAGGAACAAAGCUUCACAAUGGUCUGUUCUCUGGGGUGACGUGGGAAGUCUUGAGGGGGCAGUUUCCAAGUGUGCUGAAUCGCUCAAUAGUGCCACAUGCUGGGUCUCAUUCCUGCCACUUGUUUGAAUAUAUUCUUCUGUAAAGCAGUGUCCUCCAAGGGAGAAGUCAAUGAGUGAAGACACCAGCGUGAGUCUCAGCUGCCUCAGCCCGGACACAUGCCGGGACCUUCUCCAGGGUAAGAUGGUCCCUUUGCCCUUCCAGCCGUCCAGUCUGGUCCGAAUCUUCAUCAGCUCAGCUUCCUCAGACAUGGCUACAGAGAGAGAGACCUUGCUUAAGGCAGCAUACCCUGAGGUCCAGGCCUUCUGUCAGAAGCACAGUUUAAUGUUUGAGGUAAUUGACCUGAGAUGGGGUGUUUGUGACGUUAUAGACAUUGAUCACAUGAACACACAACUCUGUCUCGAGGAGAUUGAAUCCUGUCAAAAACUGUCAGUGGGUCCUACUUUUAUCGGGCUGCUUGGGGAUUGCUAUGGACACCGGCCCCUCCCCCGACUUAUAGAAGAGAAGGAGUUUGAGACCCUGAUUGCACAGCUGACAGGGGACCCCACCACCACACAUCUCCUGACAUUUUGGUACUGGAAGGAUGAGAAUGCCAUUCCUUCUGUAUAUGUCCUGCAGCCAAUUACUGACCACCUGCCCCACUGCCAUCCCGCUGCCAACCAGGCUCAGCACCAGGGAGAUGUGGAGGUCUGGAGGAGCGUGGAGAGAGACUUAGCCUCAGCACUGCGCCUGGCAGCCCGGGAAGCAGAGAAACACGGACUCAUCAGCCAGGAACAGAGGCAUCGCUAUGAUAAAUCAGAGACAGAGUGGGAGAUUGAACAAGGCCUCCUCAGCACCCAAGAGAUCGACUCGGCUGCUUCCAUAUUCCUCAGAGAGGUUGAGGGCCUUGACAAACACCUGCUGGAAGGGACAAGCACGCAACUGGUGGAUACAGAGGAAGAUGGGAGCCUGGACAAUGAAGCCCAACAGCUGCUCCAGAGCCUCAAGGCAAAAAUUGCAAACUAUUACCCCCAGCAUCUCAAAGUGCAUACAGUCCCAUGGAAUGCACACCCUGGGAACCCACGACACAAGGGGCAUACCAAGUACCUGAAGGAGCUGUGUGAACAAUUUAUCACUGCUACAAAUCACCAGGUCCUGAGAAGCCUCCGAUACCGAGGGAAGAGCAGCGAGGAGACAGAGGGGCUUUUGCAGGAGCUGAACCACCACAUGAUGCUGUGCCUAGAGAGCUGCAGACUGUUCUGUGGGAGGCAUGACUUACUGGAUAACAUUCUCCAAAGCAUCAGACAGAAUGAUGACCAUGUCCACACACCCCUCAUUCUCUAUGGGCCUCCAGGCUGUGGAAAGACCGCCCUGAUGUGCAAAUUGUCUGAGCAGGUGCGAACUCUCCUGGGGCAGGAGACUGUGGUGGUAAUUCGCCAGCUGGGGACAUCCCAGGUCAGCUCUACAAUCCACAGCCUGCUGAGAGAUAUUUGUUCCCAGGUGUGUUUAGCAUUUGGUUUGCCACCUCUUCCUGUACAGGUAACACAGGCUUGCAGUGAUUUAAUCCUGUUCUUCCACAACCUCCUCCUCAUUGUCUCUCACCUUGGUGUACAGUCACUGGUGCUGUUCUUUGACUCUGUGGACCAGCUAAUCCCUGCUAAUGGUGCCCACAGACUCUACUGGCUGCCUAAAGACUGUCCCCCAAAGGUUCACAUUGUUGUCUCCACUUCCAUAGCAGAGUAUGGGAUUCUGGAAACUCUCCAAGAGGCCAUGCCUGAGCCCGAGGCCUACUUUGAAGUGGGUCCAUUAUCCAGAGAGGAAGGUGGGAAGAUGUUGGAGGUGCUGUUGGCAUCAGUGAGACGGAAACUGAGCCCAGCUCAGCAGACUGUUCUCCAGCAAAGUUUCCCUGAGGGUGGGCACCCCCUGCUAUUCAAGCUGGCCUUCAAUGAGGCCAGGAGAUGGGCAUCCUACACUCUGCCUUCAGCACUGAUGAUUGUUACCACAGCCCAAGAAGCCAUGCGCGGUCUGUGUGUGAGACUGGAAAAGCUGCAUGGCAAAGUCCUGGUGGCACACAUGCUGGGGUAUAUUGCCUCCUCACGGAAUGGGCUAUCAGAUGCAGAGCUGAAGGACAUCUUGUCCGUCGAUGAUGAGGUUCUCUCUGAGAUUUACCAGCACUGCUCUCCUCCAUGUAAAACCAUCCUGCACUUUCCUCCUCUGAUGUGGGCUCGACUGCGCCAUGACAUUGGAGAGUACUUGGUAGAGAGACAGGCAGACGGCUUUGCACUUCUUGGCCUUGCUCACAGACAGUUUACUGAAGUGGUGCAGAAUCAUUAUCUACCAGCCCAAGAAAAAACCAAGCGUCAUUUGCUCCUAGCAGAUUUCUUCAGGGGGACUUGGAGUUGGGGCAUGAAGAAGUCCCUGAAACUGCCACUUCUUGGCAAAUCUCUGAAUGCUGACAGGAAGGUAGCACCUCAGCCGCUCUGGUUCUCUGAUACCGUUGCAAAUCGGAGGAAGCUAAGCGAACUGCCUUUUCAUUUACUCAACGCUGGGAGAAUUGAGGAGCUAAAGCAAGACGUGCUGGGGAAUAUGAACUGGAUCACCUGUAAAAUUGUUGCCACUGGAAUUCAGGGCAUUGUCAAUGACUUUGCCAUGUGCAAUGAGCGUAUUAACUGCCCAGAGCUACACCUUAUACAAGAAACCCUUCUUCUUUUGAAACCAGCACUUGACUAUAUAGAUGGUGUUGUAGUGAGUAUUAUAUACAUUGAGGUGCUGGCCAGGCUGCAUUUUUUCAUGUUUUCCUAUCCUGAUCUAAUUGGAAAGCUGUGCCAACAGUGUCUAAGCUGGCUCAAUGUCUGUCCUCAUCCUGUUCUUGUCCCGCUGUGUGGAUUCCUUCAGCCACCUGGUGGGCCUCUUAAGAGGACUAUCACUGGAUUUCUAAAAGGUGUGACAGUGCUGGAACUCAGUUCUGAUCACAGGGUACUGGUGGCAGGAUCCCAGGAUGGCACGAUGAUUGUGUGGAUCAUGGAGGAAACUGAGGUGAUGCACACCUUGACUGGGCACUCUGCUGAGGUGAGAUGUGUGAAAGUGUUUGAAAAAGGGACUUCCGCUGUCUCAGCUGCCAUGGAUUACACUCUACGCAUCUGGAAUUUAGUCUCUGGCAGACAGAAGUUUUCUAUUCAGGACAGUCACUCUGGAGAGCAGCAUCUAUAUCAGCUUCACGUGGAUGAAAGGAACAGGAUUGUGUAUUCAGCAUCAGGUGCAAAGGUUAAUGCCUGGCACCUGGAAACAGCGGAACAUAUUUUCCAGAUUUCUGGUGAGGCCCCAAAUGCGUGGCUGUGCACUGAAGUGUUUGAGUCAAGGCAGGUGGUUAUGACUGUGUCUGAAGGAGGAACACUGAGUCUGUGGGACAGCAGAACGGGAGAGCUCCAGUCUAAGCGCCAGCUAUCAGGGCUACAGGAAGAAGCACCAACUUGCAGCAUUCUGAUCCAGAAGCAAGGAAAGAUGAUAGUAGGAUUUAGCAGGGGUUCCCUCUCCAUGAUCUUCUCUGAUGGAAACAGCUUAAUGAAGAAACUUCCUGGAAGAGUUCGCUUUCUGGUAGUGUCAGAAGAUGAGUCCCUUCUUGCUGCAGGCUUUGGGGUGUAUGUGCGAGUGUUCCUGGCCAACUCAAAGGGACUCCACAGGUUCAUGGCAGCAGACCUGGAACAUGAGUGCAUAGUGCACACAGGUGUUUUCUCUCCUGACAACAACAUCAUUGUCACAGGCUCUCAGGGUGAAUCUAUCCAGGUGUGGAGUUUAUCAGAGCAGGGUUUGCUGACAGACACUUUGGAUGGCAUGGGAACACCAGUGACUCUUUUAGCCCUAUGUGGCCACACACUGGUAUCUGCCUCCCACAGUGCACCAUAUCUCAAAGUUUGGAACCUCACUUAUGAUCGUAAGCACAAAACCUUAGCACCAGUCCCAGAUCGCAUGGGAUGCACUGCAAUGUCCCAUGAUGGGAACUAUGUCUACUUCCCUCAAGCUGGAGAAAGACAUCAAGUCAUCAUCUGGGACUCCACUAAAGGUGCAGAGUGUGACACACUGGACACCUCUGCCCAAGUGAGAUGUCUAGAGGUGGCUGAGCAGAAGCAGCUCCUUUUCACUGGGCUGGUGUCUGGAACGGUCCUUGUGUUUCCACUUAAGUCAAGGCAAGAUGUGGUGUGCAUCCCACCCCCAAAGUCACAGAAACCAGUCAACCACAUGGCAUUCAACAGGCAGGAAGAGCAGCUAGCCAUAGCAUAUGAUGACUUAAUUCUUGUGCUGGAUGUUAGCCCUGGAAAGCCAUGCCCUGUGAUUGACAAGCCUAUUUAUACCUUUUAUACUCAGAUCCCUGCUGCUGUGAUUUCCAGUGUGGCUGUCCUUGCAAACUACCGGGUCCUCUAUGGCAUGUCAAGUGGGGACUUGUUCCUUUAUGACUGCCCACAUUCCAAAGUGUUUCCUUUGGAAAUGCACACAUGCAUAGUCACCUGUUUAGAAACCAGCCAUGGAGAGCAGUGGGCACUAAGUGGCUCUGAAGAUUCUCUGCAGCGUCUCUGGGACUUGGAUGCCUGCCAGUGGGAACAUGAAAUGUGCUACUAUAAGCAGACUUCCUUCUUGAAAGGUAUUCAGUGCGCUUGCUUCUCGAAAGAUGAUAAGUACGUGUACACUGGGUCAUUCGAUCACUCCAUUACAGUUUGGGAUGUUUUAAGCGGUACCCUGUUGGCUGUUCAAUUUGUGUAUGCAACUGCUAACAGAAUCAUGCCAACUGCAGAUGGGUUCGUUGCAACAACAAGACUCGGCUAUAUAAUUCGUGAGAGGUUCCGCUGCCCACAGUUCAUAAGAUCACAGUACAAUCCACUCCAGAACAUCAAGGCAACAUGUGUAGUAAAAUCCAGAAAGAAAGAGGAGGCAAACCCAAGAGAGCAACAUAACAGAGGAAAAGUCUCCAGAAACCAGAUUCGAACUAAUAAACUCUCUCAAAACUGUGAAAUCAUGUAAAACUGGUGAAGUGGUUGAGCAGUUCCAGCAAGAUUCUCAGACUAUUUACUGGCUGAAUAUUUUUCAUUUCGUUUGCAGCAGCCUGGCUCUGGACUAAGAGUGAGAUCUUGCCUCUUAUUCCAGAUCAGCUUGUGUUGUUUUCUGAGGUCUUGAUCCCGUUCCUAUCAGUUUUCAUGAUGCAAAAUCAAGAUUGGAUGUUUUUCUAAAAACUAUGUUUUAGGAAUUAUUUUAGGGAAGGUUUAU